AUGGUUGUGAUGCACAAAAUGUCUAAAACAGCUAAGAAAUCUUCCUGGGUCAAGAAGCGUCGCUCAGAGAGCAGCCAAGCAAAAUCACAACAACGUCAGCGACGUAAGAGUAGCCUUUUCAAGAAAGCGGCGGAAUUCAGCCUGGAGUGUGAAUCCGACGUGGUCGUCGCAAUUAGGAACCGGAAAACCGGGCAGACAUAUAUCUUCGAUUCAUCAUCGCAGGAAGAGUGGUUAGAGGCGCUCCCUGGGUUGGCAAAUUCCUAUCCCGCUCCAAUCCAUCAGACAAUUGAGGAUAUCGUACCUCAGCUCGGGGAGCGUUCACCAUCAUCUCCGGUUGCCUGA
Molecule: messenger RNA, 342 nt
Organism: Aspergillus calidoustus
Lineage: Eukaryota; Fungi; Ascomycota; Eurotiomycetes; Eurotiales; Aspergillaceae
Source: the annotation of a GenBank genome assembly